AUGCCCAGCGGCUUCACGCGCGGAGGACCGCCUUGGCGAAAAGCCACCGAGAAAGUCUUCAACGAGGCAUGCAAGAUGAAUCGCAACCAGCCCUCUGUCUUUUGCUAUCCGGACAUGAAGGAACUCCUGGAAGGCCUUUCAAAGGCUUCGGAAUAUGGCGCAGACUUCACGAGCGAAACGUUCCUCUUGGACUUGCACGUGGUCGUCGAGCAGCUGCUGGCGUGGCCGUCCGCGUGGACAGGUGUGAAAGAGGUCCUUUCAUCGCGGCACCAGUGGACCAGAAACUACUGCGACAAAAUCCUCGGAGGCUCGCCGAUCUGGUAUGCGCCACCCUUGGUUCGCAAAAGCUUCAUCACCCCUCGGUCCACCAUGGCACAGGUCGAGAAGGAUCAACCCUAUGUGGCUGCCGCUUUCAACCGUUACUUGGAAGAGCUCGGCAAGAACGGCGACGGCAGAACGAAGGAA
Molecule: messenger RNA, 465 nt
Organism: Symbiodinium necroappetens
Lineage: Eukaryota; Dinophyceae; Suessiales; Symbiodiniaceae
Source: the annotation of a GenBank genome assembly